CCCGAGAUAGCUGAGGUAGCUACCUAGCUUUGUUGACUGACCGUGUGCCUUUCAAAAAGGGGCUCCCUCCCCCCAGCCAUUGCCAUCGCCAUGUACCAAUCGACCACCGUAGCGUCAUAUUUCACCACGCUAGGAUAUCUUGUGCCCAUCAUCUCUGUUAUCGCCCUGCCCAUCCUGCCUAGGGGCAAGUUCCUUAUGAACUUGCUUCUCAGCGUCCUCGGCGUUUGCUUGGGGUCCGCCGUAGCACUGCUGAUGCUCUGGUCUUCCAUCAAGGCUCGAGAGCAUACCACGCCGCCAGGCUCAACCAAGAUAUACAACUCGAGCCAAUCAGCCGUCUGUGCGGUCUGGUUGUUUGCCAACAUCUACUUCAUCAACGUCGUUCGUGCCAAGCUACCGAGUCUCAAUAUUCCCGUCAUAAUCUACAGCAUCUUGGUUAAUAUUGCCGCAACCUUUGGCCCACUCAUGAGGACCGUUGCCGCCGCCGAAGCUUUUGUCCAGCAACUCCUCACGGCCAUGCUAGCCGCCUUCGCCCUCGCCGCCGGUGUCAACCUCAUUGUCUUCCCCAUUAGCACCCGUCUUGUGGUGUUCAAGGAGUUUGCCGGCCUCGUCGGCCUUCUCAGGCGCACCGUCUCACUGCAAAAGGCCUACUUGGUCAGCAUAGAGUCCGAGGACAUGUUUGCUGCCGUCACUCGCACCCAGACAUUACUAGCCGCCGAAGCAAAAAAGAGACACGGUGGACCAGACAAGCCCAAGCUGACAAAGGAGGCCAAAGCCGCGGCAGCGUUACGGGGGACAAGCGCCUCGUUGAGGGAGCUUUCUGGCAAGCUGCACGCGGAUAUGCCCUUUGCCAAACGCGAUUUUGCUCGAGGGAAGCUUGAUGCCGACGAUCUUGGGGAACUAUUCAUGCUCUUCCGCAAUGUUUACAUUCCUGUCAUGGGCAUUUCGACAAUCAUCGACAUAUUCAAGCGAGUGUCGGAGCGUCGCAAAUGGCAGGUUGGCGACGAUGCCCCCGAGGAGGUCAUUGCCGAGAAGAACAUUGAGAAGCGUGUUUGGAACGAAGUCAUGAGGCAGAUGCACGAGCCCUUUGAGAUCCUGUCCGAGGCCAUCGAUCAGGGACUCGAGCAUGCAGCGCUCUGCCUCGAGCUGAUUCCCCGACCGAAAAAUGAUGCUGCACACUCAAGCACAGCCCAGAACCCGGCAGAUGAGGACGUUGAGGCUAGGGGACAAGAGAUCAAGCCUGGUACCCCCGAUUUUGCCAAACUGCUAGACGAAAAAGUCAAGGCCUUCUACUCCAAGAAAGGCGAGCUGUUACGAACAUGGGUAAAGCAAAGAGAUAUAGCCAUCGACGAAGAGUACAGCGGCGACCCGCAACACGAAGCCUCCGCCGAACGGAAAGAGCGGUCCCAGGCGCAGCUUUAUAUCGUGCUCUACAUGGAGAACUUGAUGCAUGCCUCGGGCGAGGCAGUCCAGAAUCUCGUCGCGUUUGCCGACAAGAAGGUCAAAGACGGCACCAUGUCGAAGAAACGCUUCAUCCUGCCCACGUCUCGCCGCUUACGCAAGUGGCUCCUCGGGGCGUUCAGCACCGAAGACUCGUCAGCCGAGCAGUCGCCUGACCUCAUGGAAACCAGCGCCACCAUUGUCUCUUUCGGUGACGGGUACAACCGCAAGAAGGACCCAGAGCACUUGGAUCCUGCCACGGCAUGGCAGCGUUUUGGCAACGGUCUCCGCAAAGUCCCGGCUUUUUUCGGCUCCGAGGAGUCUGGAUUUGGCUUCAGAGUUGCGUGCGCAACCAUGACCAUAGCUAUCGUGGCAUUUUUGGAAGACACGCAGGUCUUCUUCAUGGAGCAGAGGCUUGUCUGGGCCAUGAUUAUCAUUGCCAUUGGCAUGACUAUGACUUCGGGCCAGUCUGUCUUCAGUUUUCUUUGCCGGGUCGCGGGAACCGUCAUUGCAAUGGUGUUGUCUCUCGUUGUCUGGUAUAUAGUGGAUGAGAACGUCCCUGGCAUCAUUGUGUUUCUGUGGCUCUCACUGUUCAUCUGCUACUAUUUCUUCCUCAAGUUCCCAAACUUCAUUCCUGCCAUUCUUAUUGCAAUGGUCACACAAGUCCUCAUCAUAGGCUACGAACUCCAAGUGCUCAAGAUCGGCGAGGCAGCGUCUGAGCGGACUGGGCAGCCAGUAUACAAGAUAUACUUGCUGGGGCCUUAUCGACUUGCCAAUGUGGCAGGCGGCAGCUUGGUGGCAUUCUUCUGGACCAUCUUCCCCUCCCCUCUCACGGAUCGGACCUGGCUCCGCCGCGACCUAGCUGCCACCCUAUACCUAGUCGCCAACUACUUCGGUGUCAUCAGUUCAACAAUACGGUCAAACGUGGACGGUUCGGGGGGUGACGUGAGCAUCCCAGGGACCCCAGCGCAUCAGCUAUUCAAGGCCGGCCGCAAAAUAUUCGGCAAAAUCAUGCUGCUGGUCCCGUCCAUGAGCCAGCACUCGGAGUGGCAGAAGUGGGAGCCGACCAUCGGCGGAAAGUUCCCACGAGCGGCAUACGACGAGAUUAUCCUCCGGAGCACCCGCAUAAUGGGUUACCUGACUCUCAUGAGCUACACGCUGACGCACCCCACUCUGGAGGAGCCAAAGUCCUCAGGCAAGGACGCCAACAGGGAGACGACAGAAACCGAGGAUGGCCAGGACAGGCAGGCAAAGUCGAGACAGCUAAGCAGCCGCAACGGGCCUGCCUCGGACGCCGCAUCUAUCUCGAGCGAGAGCAAAGAAUGGCUCGACGCCCUCGCCGAGGUCCUCUCCGCGCUUGAGCCCGCCCACCACACAAUCCUGUCCACCCUGACGCUGCUGUCCAACUCGCUCCUCUCGGGCCAACGGCUACCGCCCUUCCUGCCCCUCCCGCGGCCGUACGAGAUGACGCGCCGUCUCGUCAACCUGGGCCAGCCUGAGUCUUUCGAGAGGGAAUCCGCCGCCUACGACGACACGCUGAAGCUCGGCGAGCUGGGGCCGAGCGGCUCGAGGCAGACGGCCAGCGGCAACACGGUCGCCAGCCUCCUCGACCCGCGCAACAUGGAGCAGCCCGGAUAUGCCGAGUUCGCCGUCCUCCAGGUGUGCAACACGCUUGUGUGCGACGACCUCGAGGGGCUCAUGAAGGCCGUGGCGGGGCUUGUGGGCGUCGUCGACUUCAGUUUCCGCGUCGCCGGGAGCGAAUCGACUCUUGGGUCGUCGGGUGGUGGGACCAAGGUCAGCGGCGGCGAGGCUCUCAGGAAGAUCUUUUCGAAGCCACUAGCCAGUAAUGGGGAUAAGGGGAAGGGGAAGGUUGAUUGAUUGAGCGGGCGCGUCGGAGGGUUUGUUUCCGGAGUAAAAAAGGGUUUGGGAAGCAUUGCUUUUAUUAUGCUGGUCUUCAUUUAUUGACGACUCCCAAGAAGCGCAUUUCCACGGGCUAUAAUGAUGGCAAACUAGAGCAGUUACAGCAAGGACUUAUACCCACUGCCCUUCUUCAGAGUAGUUAGAAGCACCGCGGUGUAAGGUUCAAAGUCAUAAUGCCAAGAGUCACC
Messenger RNA from Lasiosphaeria miniovina, 3545 nucleotides. RefSeq lists its product as uncharacterized. The coding region runs from base 91 to 3315 and encodes 1074 amino acids. The transcript is spliced from 5 exons. The record is from RefSeq and is a predicted model, not a curated record. Lineage: Eukaryota; Fungi; Ascomycota; Sordariomycetes; Sordariales; Lasiosphaeriaceae.